AUGUCUUCAUCCGACGCUGAAGUUGAUAUUAGUGUGGUGUCCAGUCCGGAGCCUAGUCCGUUGGGCGCCGCCGGCAUGAGCAAUGGUCGCGAGAGCCCCUUGGCACGCUCAGUCGAUGAUAGCUCCCCACCAGCGACGCCCACGCAGCGCUCCACGCCAAAUACUACUGCCGGCACGCCCACAUCUACAUCAGCUGUGGCCGUACCGCACUAUCACCACAGUCCCAACGGCGCCGUGCCGCCGGCAGUGUUGCAUCAUCAUCUACAGCAUCAUCUCAGCUCGCUCAGUGGCCAUCCCGUGGCGCUGCAUCACGCGUUGCAUAGUUUCAGCCAUCUGCAUCCGGCUCAUGCCGCUCCGCAUCCCGCUCUUCUGCAGCACGCCGUCGCUCCCACACAUCUUGGCGAUCGACUAGGCUCACCGCCCGCCCUAGCUGCCAUGGCACCCAAAACACCUGAAUUAGACGGCAAUGGCAACGGCAGCGCCAGCGAAGAGCUUGCACAGAGCCUGAAUAACAACAACAGCAAAACUGUGAAUCACAACAGCACAUGUGCCUCAGCGGCCGCAGCCGCAGUGGCAGCAGCGGCGGCCUCCAUUGGAGCCAACAGCAACGAUAGCAAUGCGAGCAGCAAUGGCAACAAGGCCACCACUGGCACCAAUGGCUUCACCAGCUUCUCCAUCUCCAGCAUAUUGAGCCGCAGCGAGCCGGCGAAAAAGAAUGGCGCCACAGCGUUGAUAACGCCUAUUCCGCAACUGCCGCAACAUGGCGCUGGCGGACCUCAGGAUGCAGCCAUGCUCUCAAGACUGGGAUUCAUUUCGCAAUGGGGCGCCUUGGCAGGACGCUAUGCAGCUUUAUGCCCACCUGGCUGGCCCUGGGCACCACAGCGAAUGCCCUUCCAUAGCCCAACGCACGACAGUUCCUCCACAAACACCACUGAAAAUCCACCAUCGCCCACUUCUCUCAGCCCUAGCAGCGGCAACAACAACAACAACAACAACAACAAUAACAACAACAGCAACAUUGACAACAACCACACUACGAAUGCCAACAGCAACAACACGGGCAAUGGCCACGCCAGCAAAUCACCACCGCCUGGUAUGACUGGAUCGCACCACGGGUCACAUCAUUCGCUCUACCAGCAGCAUCAACAGCAUCCACAUGGCAGCCAACAGCAUCUACAGCAUCCACAUCAGCCCAGCACACCCACCAGCAGCGCUGGCGGACUCUCGCAUCAUGGACAUCAUCUGUCGGGCUCUCAUGCGAGCGGCAGUUAUAUGCUGCCCACCAGUUCUAACGAAUCGGACGAUGACGGCGAGGAAAUCAUUGAGGAAGAUGAUGGCACCGAUGGUCCAUCUGACAGUUCAUCGCCGCACGGCGAUGGCAGCAAUUCCAAGCGUAAAAAGAAAACGCGCACAGUUUUCUCGCGGGCUCAAGUUUUCCAGCUAGAGUCGACGUUCGAUCUCAAGCGAUACCUCAGCUCAUCGGAACGUGCUGGCCUGGCAGCCUCUCUACGUCUGACCGAGACACAGGUAAAGAUAUGGUUUCAAAAUCGCCGCAACAAAUGGAAACGGCAGCUGGCCGCUGAGCUAGAAGCCGCCAACAUGGCCAACAUGGCACACGCGGCACAGCGUUUGGUGCGCGUGCCUGUGCUUUAUCACGAUGGCACCACGGCUGGCUUUGUUCCGCCACCGCCACCGCAUCAUCAUCCAAUGCAAUAUUAUGCUGCGGCCGCUGCUCGCAACACCAGCCCACCACGGCCGCCGUUGUCGUCGCUUGUAUAGAACGUGGGCUGCCUGGCGGCGCCCAUGACGCUGCUGAAGCCGCCACCGCCCUCGGUGAUGCCGCCCAUGCCGCUGCGAAUACCUGCGAUGCAGCUAAGACGCUGCUCCGUAGAAGUGGACUCCGACGGCGAGCAGGAGCCGUUAACAUGCAUAGACGAGGACGACGCUGCCAUUGAUGUUGAGGCUGACGAGGAGCCCGUCGCCCAGCAGCAGACAUCCAAUGACUACGUUCGAUCAACGCCAUCAGCUGCGCCUCCGCCGUCUUCCAGCACUUUCGAGUUGCACCAAAAAAACAACAACAACAAUAAUAAUUGUUUUGAGCGCAACGAAGUUGGUGGUCAUGGCUCGUCUAUGCAGGCUGCUGUCGAGGAGAAAUCGAUAAUCAACAAGGCGCACUCCUACUAAACAGCUGGUAUCUCCUGUGCGGGCCGCACCGCCCACAGCCCACUCCCUGUUGCAUUGUAAAAUUCUAUUGAAAAGUUUGACAAAAGGAUCAGCGGCUAAGUGCACAUCAAUUGGUUUCAAUGCUAACCACAAAGGCCAAAAAAUGAGGACGGCUCACCGCGCCUCUUAAGCAUAAUCGUUAUAAAGCUGUAAAGUUUUGAAUAGUUUGUUCCUAAAGCUUUUGUAUAUAGACAUACCACUUCUGUAGAAGCUCGCAUACCCUACUCAAGAGACACGGAUGUGGACAUCCCAAGCUAAGCUCCUUUUUCUGUCUCUCUCUCUC
This is a messenger RNA of Drosophila hydei, 2506 nucleotides long. RefSeq names its product homeobox protein Hmx (gene Hmx). Gene Ontology annotation, molecular function: RNA polymerase II transcription regulatory region sequence-specific DNA binding; DNA-binding transcription factor activity, RNA polymerase II-specific. The record is from RefSeq and is a predicted model, not a curated record. Gene Ontology annotation, biological process: regulation of transcription by RNA polymerase II. The coding region runs from base 1 to 1779 and encodes 592 amino acids. The transcript has 3 exons. NCBI's taxonomy places the organism in Eukaryota, Metazoa, Arthropoda, Insecta, Diptera, Drosophilidae. Gene Ontology annotation, cellular component: nucleus.